UAAUUCUGGUGACGUGCGUGAAAUUUCUCGAUACGUGGCUGGUUGACGUCUAGUGUUUCGCUACGUUCUCUCACGCAAGCUUGCAUUUACCUCCGGAAUUGGUGCUUCAACGCAGUUUUCUAACUAGAACUCUGUUAAAUCUAAUUACUCAAUAAAAAAUGGAUCAGAUCGCUAAAUUCGUUGAGCCUGGCAAGCAGUUCGCUAAGGAUUCUAUCAGACUGGUCAGGAGGUGCACGAAGCCCGACAGGAAAGAAUUCCAAAAGAUUGCCAUCGCGACAGCCAUCGGUUUCUGCAUCAUGGGUUUCAUCGGUUUCUUCGUGAAGCUUAUACACAUCCCUAUUAACAACAUCAUUGUCGGAUCAUAAACUCCUAGUUUUAGUUUAGAAGUAAUUCUCAUUCGGAGGUGGACGGGACUUACUCCAGGAAGUCUAAAAGUGUGACCAAGAGGCCAAGGGGGAGCAUGAGGCAGCAGCAUUACAUAAAAUGUUUGGUAUGCCCCUCCUCCCCUCCGCUAGACUUUCGGCGAAAUGAAUUUGCCCCACAGUUGGUCCAUUGACUGACAACGCUUUUAAGUUUAUCACAAUGAUGUUGCGAACACACUCUCAAUGUGACCGUUUUCGUAACGCUAGCUUACUACUAAAUGAGCGCUUUUCGCGAGCGGUGUGCGUCAAAUGUUGAUGCACCUUAAAAAUCAUGUUUAUUGUUGUCUUUUACACUCCAUAAAAUACCAAUAUUAUUAGAAAGUUACAAUUAUUUGAAAUCAUAAACAUUCCAUAAUCAUUUACAUUAAACUAAAUUUUAAUUAUAAAUGAAUGGUAAUUAGACUAAGUUCUGUCCACCUCCACUCUUACAAUUAAGGCCCGGACACUAAGUUAAAGCAUCCCAUUAUUUUCAUUUUAUAUUUUAAAUUGAAUGAAUAAAUUAUUCGACUU
Molecule: messenger RNA, 932 nt
Organism: Cydia fagiglandana
Lineage: Eukaryota; Metazoa; Arthropoda; Insecta; Lepidoptera; Tortricidae
Product: protein transport protein Sec61 subunit gamma
Exons: 3
Coding region: 159-365 (68 amino acids)
Biological process (GO): post-translational protein targeting to membrane, translocation; protein targeting
Cellular component (GO): Ssh1 translocon complex; membrane
Molecular function (GO): transmembrane protein transporter activity
Source: RefSeq, a predicted model, not a curated record